Messenger RNA from Chanos chanos (milkfish), 2040 nucleotides. RefSeq names its product maternal embryonic leucine zipper kinase (gene melk). Lineage: Eukaryota; Metazoa; Chordata; Actinopteri; Gonorynchiformes; Chanidae. Gene Ontology annotation, cellular component: cytoplasm. The record is from RefSeq and is a predicted model, not a curated record. Gene Ontology annotation, biological process: intracellular signal transduction; protein phosphorylation. The coding region runs from base 1 to 2040 and encodes 679 amino acids. Gene Ontology annotation, molecular function: ATP binding; protein serine/threonine kinase activity. The transcript is spliced from 17 exons.
AUGCCCAUAGACAGCGCGUGCGAGCUUCUGAAGUACUAUGAGGUCUACGAAACAAUUGGUUCAGGUGGUUUUGCUAAGGUCAAGCUGGGCCGACAUAUCCUGACAGGAGAGAAGGUGGCGAUAAAAAUUAUGGACAAGAAGGACCUUGGGGACGAUCUUCCUCGUGUGAAGACUGAGAUAGAAGCCAUGAAGAGCCUGAGUCACCAGCACGUGUGUCGCCUUUACCACGUCAUCGAGACAAGUAGCAGAAUCUUCAUGGUGCUAGAGUACUGUCCUGGAGGAGAGCUCUUUGAUUACAUCAUAGCGAAGGAUCGUUUGUCGGAGGAGGAAACUCGAGUCUUUUUCAGACAGAUCAUCUCUGCACUGGCCUACGUGCACAGCCAGGGCUACGCCCACAGAGACCUCAAACCGGAAAACCUUCUCAUUGAUGAAGAUCAUAACCUGAAGUUGAUUGACUUUGGCCUGUGUGCAAAACCCAAGGGAGGUUUGGGUUAUGAACUGACGACCUGCUGUGGUAGUCCAGCAUACGCUGCUCCAGAGCUCAUUCAGGGCAAGGCUUACAUCGGCUCUGAGGCUGAUGUGUGGAGUGCAGGUGUGCUACUCUUUGCCCUGCUGUGCGGAUACCUGCCAUUUGAUGAUGAUAACUGUAUGGUCCUUUACAGGAAAAUCACUAGAGGCAAAUAUGACAAUCCACGCUGGCUCUCUCCCGGCAGCAUCCUGCUCCUAAACCAGAUGAUGCAGGUGGAGCCAAAGAGGCGCCUGUCGGUGAGGCAGUUGCUGGAUCACCCCUGGGUUAUGAGGGGUUACAGCAGCCCUGUGGAGUGGCACAGCAAAUACCCUCUGGGUCACAUUGAUGAGGACUGUAUCACUGAGAUGGCAGUGGCUUUGAAGCGCUCCAGACAGAGCACAAUCCAACUGGUCUCUGAGUGGAAGUACGAUCAAACGACAGCCACCUAUCUGUUGCUGCUGGCGAAGAAACAGCGAGGGAGACCGGUCCGUCUGAGAGCCGACAUUCCCGCACAGAACCUCGCCUGUUCGCCUUCACACAACCACGAGACUAAAGGAAGGCUAAACUUCAGUGAGGAAGAGGAUGGUCCUGACCCUGUUGUACCAGGCUCCAUGGUCUUCCCUGCUGACUGUUAUGACGACGAUGACAACGCCUGGAUUCCCCUCACGCCCAAAAACACACAGCAGAACACACACACCGAGCACACAGUCAGUAACCCCAGCUGUCAAUCAUCAGAGAAGAGGCGGGCCAGACGGAUCUGUUCCCCCGGCCUAAACCAGGAGAAGCCGCACGCCUACAGACAGGACAGACGCAACAGGACCAGAGAGAACAAAGAGAACAUCGCGGUGACCGUUACGAGCGACGACGGAUUCGCCCUUCCCGCUCCCAGAACCCCGCUGACCAACAGAAAAGGCCGCGCUCAAAAAACCGUCCCGACGACGCCCAGUAAUAACUAUGCUAACGCGCUGACCAGCGCACACAGAGAGGGAGGCAGUGCCUCUAAAGAAGCCCCUGGCAAAAGAACAGCCGAGCUGCAACCUCCCAACGGGCACGGAGAACUGGAGAUUCUGGCCUUCAGUCCAGAGAGGAGGUCUCGCUCUCUGGACAUGGCCGUGUGUCAGACAGACAGCGGGCAGAAGAAAAAAGGCGGGAAAGUGUUCGGGAGUUUGGAGCGGGGAUUGGAUAAGGUCAUCACCAUGCUCACUCCCAGCAAGAAGAGAGGGGUGCGUGACGGCCCACGCAAAAUAAAGGCCCAGUAUAACGUCACAUUGACUAGUCAGACCAACGCUGACCAGGUCUUGAACCACAUUCUCAGCGUGUUGCCGGAGAAGAACGUGGACUUUGUGCAGAAAGGUUACACGCUGAAGUGUCAGACUCAGUCGGACUUUGGGAAGGUAACGAUGCAGUUUGAGUUGGAGGUGUGUCUCCUCCAUAAGCCAGAGGUGGUGGGCAUUCGAAGGCAGAGGCUCAAAGGAGACGCCUGGGUCUACAAACACCUGGUGGAGGACAUCCUGUCCACCACCAGGAUCUGA